UAAGGAUGCCGUAGACCAUAGAAAAUCACGCCUUAUUGAAUCUUUGUUCUUCGGAUCUCAUCGGAUUAAUCUGGUUAGUGUUUGCAUCGAUUCAUAAACUAUUUUAUUCAUCGCAAGCGUUGAUUAGAUGACUAAUCUCGUCUUAAAGGUUUUAUUAAGAUUCUUGUUUGGAGUUUAGGGUUUGCAUACAACAACAAAAAUGAUGGAUAGAUUCAAAGGUGUAGCAGACGAUAUUAUUUGCCACAUCCUGUCUUUCCUUCCCAUAGAAGAGGCUGCUUUAACAUCUCUCCUCUCAAAGCGUUGGCGUAAUCUGUUUGCCUUCAGACAAAAUCUUCAUUUAGACGAUCACGGAGCGGUCGAUGGAGGAAGAGACAGUUUCAUCGAUUUUGUGGAUAAUGUAUUGUCUGUGUCAGGCAGUUUCCCAAUGAGGAACAUCUGUAUAAAAUGUCGAAACUGCAUCAAUGCUGAGACGGGUCCUGUCACCCGCUGGAUGACCGACGCGGUGAGACACAGUGUGGUGAACCUUGAUAUAGACGUAAUCGCUGCUGGAGAUGUGAGCUUGGUGCCUCUAGAGAUCUUCACUUGCAGGACAUUGGCCGCAACGUGUAUUGCGUUUUGUUCUUGGCGUGAAGAAGUUCCAGUGUUCAUCAACCUGUCCCUCUUAAUUAUUACAAUUGAUUUCCCAAGCUACAACUGGGAGUUACUGCCACUACUUUUGAACAAGUCUCCAAAUUUACAGACUCUUGUCAUCAAUGGUCUAAUGCGCGUUGAUAAUGCUGAACGAGAGUAUGGGUUUUCACCUGUGAGAGUACUGAAGAUAACUGAGUAUGGAGGAGAAGUUGAAGAGCGUGAGCAAAUGAAGCUCUUCCUAGAGAAACUGACAUGUCUUGAGCUUGUCAAAGUUCGUGUUUAUGCAAUAACCGACGAGGAAAAGUCUAGUAUCACCAGUGAUCUACUAAUGCUUCCUAGGCCGUCCAUGUGCAAGCUCCAGAUCAUGUUUUGUGAGAAAUCAAGAUCCAAACUGAAUAGGGGGAGGAGACUAUUAAGUUAAUGAAUGAAGUUAUUUAAACUCCGAUAAGUUUGGUUUUUGUGCACAAUUGCUCUUUUUCUAGUGUAUGUGCGAUAGUUGGGCCUUCUGCUUGCCUUUAUUUCUCUUGCAAGUCUAUCUCUGGAGAGUUAGUCUAUAUGCAUUUUUCUUUUCCUAUAUGAUAUUUUUGUUCAAUAGGUGUAGAUGAUCACGGUGGGUCAGGUUUGGAGACCAUAAUUUUCAGAUUUUCCUUCAAGCAAAAAUAUCCUUGCGUGGAGGAUUUCUGUCUUGCUGUCGGCGGUUUCAUCUGUCGGGUUUCUUGGUUGACCAAUGCUUUGAUCCUUUGGGUUAGUCUGUAUUAGAAUGGGUGAACCGUAGUUAUUAGGUUUGAGGGCGUUUAUUGAUACUGGCUCUUUUCUUCAACCGUUUCGGUCCGUUUGGUCUCAGCAUGUUCCAUUGCUUAUCUGGUUAUUAGGCUAGCUUUUCUGCCUGUUUUCACUUUUUUGUAACUUUCCGUUCUUGUUGUUUAGUUUUAAUUUUUUAUUUUGCAAUU
This is a messenger RNA of Raphanus sativus (radish), 1580 nucleotides long. Its product is annotated as F-box protein At4g22280-like. The record is from RefSeq and is a predicted model, not a curated record. The transcript has 3 exons. Lineage: Eukaryota; Viridiplantae; Streptophyta; Magnoliopsida; Brassicales; Brassicaceae. Gene Ontology annotation, molecular function: protein binding. The coding region runs from base 200 to 1051 and encodes 283 amino acids.